GUGCGAGUUUAAUUUUAGCAGAACCGCAGGAACGGAGCGUUACACAGUUUUGACAUGCUGUUAAAAAAACAUUUUUCAUAGUGAAAGUGCUGAUGAAAGGUUGAUGGAUUAUUAUUUUUUUUUUUUGGUGAAGGUUACUUUUGAGUAUUCGUGUUCACGGAGUGUCCACAUUGGUCUUGGUUUUUAAAUUGAACGAAAUAUUGGCAAUAAAGUUAGAGGGUUUACAAUGAAUACAAAAGUAAUGAAAAGGAAGAAGUCGUCAUUGUCGGAGGUUAAGGUUGCUGUUAUUGGGGCACCUGGGGUUGGAAAAACUGUGUAUAACAUAAUAUGUUAAUGAAUAUACUACUGCGAACAUAAACACUCGUAAACUGCUCUCCAGAAAGCCCUCUUGAAAAAUGCGGUCUGUAAUUGCAAGAUAUUAAUAACCGAGCCAAAUGAUGAUGUUUUCAAGAGUGAAGUAAACUACUUGUUAUUCCAAGCGUUGAAAGAUUUGAAACUUUUUGAAAGUUUAUUCAAGGAUCGCGGAGAGGAAAUAGACUACUAACUAGACGUUACUCUAAGUAAAUUUCAUGUCGGUUUACUCUUCGCUCUCUCAGUGAGAUUUUUGACCAGAAGGUACAUUGGAGAAUACGACCAUAAGUCAGAUGCCAGAUAUAAACACGAGGUGAUGGUAGACAACGACCCUAUAUUGUAUGAAAUUUUAGACACUUGUCCUAAGGAUGAAAAUGACCUUACAUCGAAUGAAACUAUUAACUGGGCAGAUGGCCUUUUGCUAGUUUAUUCAAUUAGUGAUAGAAACUCUUUUAGUUACCUGAAGAAAGUUGGAGCAUUAAUAUCUGACAACGACAUUCCAGUAUAUAUUGUAGGAAACAAAAAUGAUAUGGUGCAUUUACGAGAAGUAAGCACAGAAGAAGGCGCCAUCUUAGCCAGAAACUUGGAAUGUGGAUUUUCAGAGGUGGCCGCUGCCGAACAGGUGGCGCCCGUUGCUGUAGUUUUUCAAGAACUAUGCAGGGCUGUACUUGCUUCAAGAAGAAAAUCAAAACACUCGCUCUUAGAAAGAAUGUUAGGAACGAGAACUUCAAAUCUACGGCUGUACGUUAGGGGCAAAAGCGAUAGUUGUCUACCGAAAGAUUGAAAAAUUGAGGAAAAAUUAUAAUUUGGUGGAAAAAUUGCAACUGCCAUAAUGGCACGAUUUUUUUAAGAAUGUUCAGGGAUAAAUAUUGUCCUUACGGUGAUUUUGAGUUAAUUUUUUAUAUUUCUAUAAGAAUUAUUUAUUAUAUUAAUUUUACCGCAGAAAUAAAAGAAUGCUUUAUACAGCUUAUUUUGUAAUAUAAAAUACUUAUUCGUGAUCUUCUUUUGUAUGUAAUAAAUGUGUCACUUAUGUGUAUUUAAAAGUUUAUAAUUUUUUUGUAUUUUAAUUUUAACAAUAGCUAAAUCAUCCCAUAAAGCUUGCUGUUAACGGCAAUGGCCGUUAUAUUGCAAUAUUAGCCUAUAGAUUUAAAAGAUUUAUAUGUAAAUAUGCCUAGUAGCUAAUCUAACAAUAUCUCAUAAAAUUGUUUUUAAAUGUAAAUUUUAAUAAAAAUAUUUAAUUUUUAAAAUAAAA
Molecule: messenger RNA, 1603 nt
Organism: Anthonomus grandis grandis
Lineage: Eukaryota; Metazoa; Arthropoda; Insecta; Coleoptera; Curculionidae
Product: ras-related and estrogen-regulated growth inhibitor-like protein
Exons: 7
Coding region: 668-1135 (155 amino acids)
Molecular function (GO): GTP binding; GTPase activity
Source: RefSeq, a predicted model, not a curated record